UUUUGUAUCAACUUGAGAAUAAAAAUGGAAAGCUCAUCACACUCGAAGCAAGACCAAGAUGUACAAAACAAAGAAACUGAGGAGGUUAAAUGCAAAUAUGAAACAGUUCAUCCAUUUGAAAAUCAAGCCAACUAACCAGUCCACCCCACAGUUAAGAAAGACCGAACCGAAGCCUCCAUGCUAGGAGCUAUAAGAAUUAAGAAAGAUACCCAAAUUUGAUCCAAUUCUUUCGUUUGGUGCUUCCAAACAAACAGCCGCGCUCCAUUUUUCUGGGUUUCUUUCUGUCAUUUUCAAGGAAACUUGAUAUGGCUCCCCUGACCAGAAUUGGCCUAGCUGGCCUUGCUGUCAUGGGUCAAAAUCUUGCCCUCAAUAUUGCUGAGAAAGGAUUUCCUAUUUCUGUGUAUAAUCGGACCACCUUAAAAGUUGAUGAGACAGUUGAACGAGCCAAGCAGGAGGGAGAUCUUCCCUUAUAUGGUUUCCAUGAUCCUGAAUCCUUUGUUAAGUCAAUCCAAAAACCUCGUGUGAUAAUCAUACUUGUUAAGGCCGGUGCCCCUGUCGACCAAACCAUCAAAACACUGUCAGUUUACAUGGAGAAAGGAGAUUGUAUCAUAGAUGGUGGUAAUGAAUGGUAUGAGAACACUGAGAGGAGGGAGAAAGCCUUGGCUGAAUUAGGUUUGCUUUAUCUUGGAAUGGGAGUUUCAGGUGGUGAAGAUGGUGCUCGGCAUGGACCAUCUUUAAUGCCAGGUGGUUCCUUUGAGGCCUACAAACACAUAGAAGAUAUCCUUCUUAAGGUGGCUGCUCAAGUUCCUGAUAGUGGUCCUUGUGUCACUUAUAUUGGCAAAGGAGGAUCUGGCAAUUUUGUUAAGAUGGUUCACAAUGGGAUAGAAUACGGUGAUAUGCAGCUGAUUGCAGAGGCCUAUGAUGUUCUGAAAUCAGUUGGGAAGCUCACCAACGAGGAUCUAUGUCAGGUUUUCUCUGAAUGGAACAAGGGGGAGCUGCUGAGUUUCUUGAUUGAGAUCACUGCAGAUAUAUUUGGAAUUAAGGAUGACAAGGGAGAAGGAUAUUUGGUCGACAAGGUAUUGGAUAAAACUGGCAUGAAGGGUACUGGUAAGUGGACGGUUCAGCAAGCUGCUGAGUUGUCAGUUGCUGCUCCCACUAUAGCGUCAUCCUUGGAUGGAAGAUUCCUCAGUGGCCUGAAGGAAGAAAGAGUUGAAGCUGCAAAAGUCUUCAAAUCAAGCGGCAUUAGAGACAUGCUAGCUGACCAAGUCGUGGAUAAGGAAAAAUUGAUCCAUGAUGUGAGACAAGCACUAUAUGCGUCCAAAAUAUGCAGCUAUGCCCAGGGUAUGAACUUGAUACGUGCAAAGAGUGCUGAAAAGGGAUGGGAUUUGAAACUGGGGCAGUUAACAAGGAUUUGGAAGGGUGGUUGCAUCAUCCGUGCUGUCUUCUUGGACCGUAUCAAGAAGGCUUAUGAUAGAAACCCAAACCUGCCUAAUCUUCUUGUGGAUCCAGAAUUUGCAAAAGAAAUUAUUGAGAGACAAUCUGCUUGGAGAAGAGUUGUAUCCAUUGCUAUCAACUCUGGUAUCAGCACCCCUGGUAUGUCUUCUAGCCUUGCGUAUUUUGACACAUACAGGAGGUCCAGGCUGCCUGCUAAUUUGGUCCAAGCUCAACGAGAUUAUUUUGGAGCACAUACAUAUGAGAGGAUUGAUAUAGAUGGAUCCUUCCAUACUGAGUGGUUUAAAAUUGCUAAACAGUCAAAGAUCUAAGUUUAGUUUACUCUCAGUGGUAAUGUAGUAAUCUGCCUUGGUGACUUGUUGUCAUAAAACCUAAUAAUAUUGCCUUUGUGGCUUAAAAUGAGUAUGUUUAUUUUGUUGUCUUGCA
Molecule: messenger RNA, 1878 nt
Organism: Populus nigra (black poplar)
Lineage: Eukaryota; Viridiplantae; Streptophyta; Magnoliopsida; Malpighiales; Salicaceae
Product: 6-phosphogluconate dehydrogenase, decarboxylating 1-like
Exons: 2
Coding region: 306-1763 (485 amino acids)
Biological process (GO): pentose-phosphate shunt; pentose-phosphate shunt, oxidative branch
Cellular component (GO): cytosol
Molecular function (GO): phosphogluconate dehydrogenase (decarboxylating) activity; NADP binding
Source: RefSeq, a predicted model, not a curated record